GCUGCAUCAGCUGCAGCGGCAGCUGCCCGUGUUCGGAAUAUAGCGCUAAUGGCGCAUAUUGAUGCUGGCAAAACAACGACGGGAGAGGCCUUGUUGCUGCUGGGAAGUCAGCUGAUUACCAAGGGCGAAGUCGACGAAGGCACCACUGCACUAGACUUUCUCAGACAGGAAAGGGAGAGAGGCAUCACAAUUCAAGCGGCUGCUUCGCGUCUUCACUGGCGCGAAUUUGUCGUCUCCCUCAUUGACACCCCAGGACACGUGGAUUUUUCUAUGGAGGUUGAGUUGUCUUUAGUUGCUGCCGACGGAGUUGUGGUGCUCCUAGACGGCACGCGAGGCGUGGAGGCGCAAACUGCAGCCAUCUGGAGGAUGCUGCAGCAACGCCACCAUCCACAGCAGCAGCAACAACAAGAACAGCAGCAGAAGCAGCAGCCUGUGUUGGAGCGUAUCCCGCGGCUGAUCUUCGCAAACAAGAUGGAUCGUGAAGGGGCAGAUAUGGAUGCGUGUCUGCAAUCGGUAAAGCGCCGGCUGGGAGUGUGGCCCCUGCAGCUGAACGUAGCAGUUCGUCCUGCUGCUAGUACAAAUGAGGCAGCAGGCGCAACAGCUGCAGCAAAGCCUCUGCUGCACCUUAUAGACCUUACAGACCUAUGCUGCCGCAGUUAUUAUUUGCAUCCCCUUGGCAAAAGGAGGUUGCCGCUCGUUGUGAAGACGUCGCCACCUCCUGAGCUGCAGCACCUCGUGGAUUUCCCUGCAGCAACAGCUCAAGUGACGGCAGAUGCAGUUGCAAGCCUUGCCUUUACGGCAGAUAGAAACCAAAGUGCAGCGCCUACUAAGACCUUCUCUUGGUGGCAGCAACCCGCGCUGCUACGCCAAGUGCUGCAAAGGCGGCAAGCACUCCUGGAGGACGUCAGUCUCCUUGAUGAGACCUUUGAGGCUCUGUACAGCAGUUCUAGCAGCAACGGUAGCAACGACAGCUGCGCAACAACUGAGUUGUGGACAGCACUUCGGCGGAUUGUUGCUUCCAAUUCAGCCGUUCCAGUGCUCUUUGGAUCGGCGAGAGACACAUGUGGUAUUGAGCUGCUGCUGGAUGCAGCAGCUGCUCUGCUGCCAUCGCCUCUCGAGCAGCCGGCACCGCUGCGUUGCCUGGAGAGCUCCCCAUCGUGUGUUGCUGCUUUCAAUCGCGCCAAGCAGCAGCAGCAACAACAGCAGCACCAACAACAACGCAAGCGGCAGCAACAGCAGCAUAAACGAAGCCAGCGAGGGGCUGCCUUGCCUCAGCAGCUGUCGCUGCAGCAGCAGCAACAACAGCAACAGCGCCUGCUGCAACAGCAGUCUCAUGAAGGCUGUCUCUUUGCCCCAAGUAGUGCAUCUAUUGCUGCCGCUGCAACCGCCUCUAGCAUCACAGCGGCAGCCAUUGGCGCUGCAGCUGCAGCCUCAGCUCCUGUUGAAUGCAGCGCAGAAACUCGACGGCCCUUAGUGGCAGCAGCUGUUGCUGCUGAUGUGCUACUGCCGCAUGCACUUGCAGCGGCUGCGGCCUUUAAGGUUCUUCCGGACGGUCGUGGCGGGCGUCUUGCGUAUUGCAGAAUCUUUGCAGGUCGGCUUGAAGCUCCUUGCGUUCUUUUCAAUUCGUCUCAGCGGCAGGUAGAGGUAGUUCAGCAGCUGCUUUUGCCAGCUGCUUCUGCGUUCACACCAACAGCGACAGCCGCUGCAGGAGACGUGGCCGUGCUGCAGGGGCUGCAGCAUACGCAGGCAGGAGAUACGCUGCAUGCAGUUCCUGCUGGUGCUGCUGCAGUGCAGCAGCACCAGCCGCAGCCGGCAAGUGAACCUUUCGUCUUUCAGCUGCACUCGGGGCAUGCGCGUGAUCAUAUGGAAGGACCUGCAGCUUCUGCUGCUGCCCAUGCUGGGAACAGGAGCAGCGACGCCGAAGUGCUUGCUACUGAAGCCUCUUUGCUUUCAGUUUUGCAGCGGCAACAGCACCGGCAGCAACAGCAGGUGCCAGUUUGCUUUUGUUCACUGGAUUGCAGCAGCAGCAGUGAGGAGCAGCAGCUGCAGCAGGCACUAGAGUUGGUGCAGUUGCAGGAUCCGUCUCUUCGUUUCACAAGGGGUGAAGGCGAGGCCUUCGUUUUGUGGGGGCGUGGCCAGUUGCAGCUCGAGCUCGUCCGAGACAGACUCCAUACUGAGUUCGGUGUGUUGUCACGUGUUCUUGGUUUUCCAGGCCUCAAGACGCAUUUAGCGCCAGUUGAAAUCGCAUACAAGGAGCGCCUGUUGCAGCCUCUAAGUGGCACUCUUACUUGGCCCCCCCGAAGCGGUAGUAGCAGCAGCAACAGCAGCAGCACAAACAGGAGGGGGGUUGGGCGUAGCAGCAGCAGCAGCAGUGUAACCAUUAGCGUAGAGCUGCGGCCGCUGCCUUUAGUUGCCCCAGAACUUCGUCUGGGAUCGAUGCUAAAGGGCGAGGCAGACCCUUCCCCUGCUGCUGUUGCGGCUGCAGUUGCUGCAGCAGCGGCACCUGCUGCCACGGCUGCAGCAGAAAGGGGUUUCCCUGAGUGCACGUUGCGCACACUUUGCUCUGGGGGGCCUCUAACGGCUCCAGGGGAGUCGGCAGAUCGCCCUCUGGGAGGCCUCUCUAGCCAGUCCUCGACUUUUAUGGUUAUAGAGCCGAAGGCGCAGGAGCAGCUGCAGCAGCUGGACAGCAGCUGCAGCACUGGUGCCGCCGUCAUGCAGGCGAUAGAGACGGCGGCAGCAGCGGCCCUUGCAACUGGUCCUCUUCGCGCUUCGCCUCUCGACUGGGUGUCUGUACACCUCAUGUCUCUAGAGGUCGAGGGCGACACCGCAGUUUCUGUCAACGCAGCCGCUGCUACUGCGCAGCUGCUGCGUUCCUUGCUGCGCCACGGACGCGCUAUGAGUCACUCUGCCUCAGGAGAAGCAGCAAACCCCGCUGCAGCAGCAGAAGACUUCGUGUCUCUGGCGGAGCCCAUCAUGCACGUGGAGGUGCUGUUGCCUGCUGCAUGUGUUGGCGCCGCUGCAACAGAUCUCACGCAGCACAGAGAGGCACACGUCAUCUCCAUUACUGCGGCCCAUAGCGCAGCUGACGCUGGAGCCUCCGAUGAGGAGUCUGCUGAGUUUACACAAGACGCAGAACGCAUCAUGCAGCUAGACGCAAUAUUGCCGCUACGCUGCGCAGAGGGCUACGUGUCGAGUCUCUUAGGCGUCACUCGCGGAAGCGCGAACUGCCACUUGCGGCCAUUAGGCUACGGUGAAGUCUCAGCGGCGACGCAACAGACACUCUUGAACAGUUGA
Cyclospora cayetanensis is the source of this 3294-nucleotide messenger RNA. Its product is annotated as ribosome-releasing factor 2, mitochondrial. NCBI's taxonomy places the organism in Eukaryota, Apicomplexa, Conoidasida, Eucoccidiorida, Eimeriidae. Gene Ontology annotation, biological process: ribosome disassembly; mitochondrial translation. Bases 49 to 3294 code for a protein of 1081 amino acids. Gene Ontology annotation, molecular function: GTP binding; GTPase activity. The transcript is spliced from 10 exons. The record is from RefSeq and is a predicted model, not a curated record. Gene Ontology annotation, cellular component: mitochondrion.